AUGAUCCAUAGUGGCUCCCUGAUAACAAUUUCUCCUAGCCUUCGUCGAGAUAUCUAUGCAGUCUCCACCGAUUGCUAUUUUCCCAAAAACCCACCGCCUCCCAUUCUAUCAUCCACUUUACCCGUCAGCUUGCUUUUCAUUCACACCGGCGAAUCCUUCCCCGAGAUAAGAACGGAGCUGAUACGUGUGGUUCCCACGCCUUCCCCGACCGGUUCUGCUUACCUUCCCCCACCUGCUUUCUCAUCCACCUAUGCCCUUUGGGUCGAGAAACGAAGAGCCUCUGGUAAAAUUUCUGGUUUGGAGCUUAAUGGUGACCAUGAACGCACCAUUGUCGGCCCCCUUCGCUUCUCGGGUGCCCCGAAUUCUCCAUUGUUGCUUCUUCAGACUUCCUUCACCAGGUUACCAAUUUACUGUCAAAUUUGUCUCGAAACUGAAAUAGAGGAGAUUGAGAGGGAGAUAUUUAAAGUAGACAGAAUGGUUCUCUGCUCUUGCACAUGGUAUAAAGCUACUAACGGCCUAACACUACUUUUUGAGUCAAGUGAAGAAAACGGGCCAGAAGCUUUGUCUAAAAGGAUUCUUGAUUUCAUGAUAUUUGGAUGGAAUUACUAGGGAAAAAUGUAGCAAGUCGCCUCCAACUGGAAUUUGAGUGGCAAAGGAUGUGGAGGCUACAGUUCUUUAGGUUCUUCCAAUUUCAGCAGUAAUGGUUUUAUUGCCAUUAUGUGUAAUUUCCAUUUUUUCGUUUUAAGUGCACUAAAUAGCAAUGCGCUUUGAAUUUACAUCUUUUUUUUUGUAAUUCAUUUUUUUACCAACAAACAAAGUACAUUGCUAUUUGUUGCAUCUUUUCAUAUUUCCAUGUAUUUGAUAUUAUACUCUAUUCAAUCUAUACAGUUGCUUAGUAUUUGAAUGA
Messenger RNA from Lactuca virosa, 907 nucleotides. NCBI's taxonomy places the organism in Eukaryota, Viridiplantae, Streptophyta, Magnoliopsida, Asterales, Asteraceae. The record is from the annotation of a GenBank genome assembly.